Molecule: messenger RNA, 408 nt
Organism: Ustilaginoidea virens
Lineage: Eukaryota; Fungi; Ascomycota; Sordariomycetes; Hypocreales; Clavicipitaceae
Exons: 3
Coding region: 1-408 (135 amino acids)
Source: RefSeq, a predicted model, not a curated record
AUGCGUACUGGGCUUGGGGCAGCGCAGCGCAUGCUAGUACAAGCUGGAGAGAGUCGGGACGAGCCUCAACAUCAACCGUCAUCACUCAUCGCCGUCGCAUCUCUGACAACCGCCGCCAAUCUGGAAAGCUGUUUCACGGCGCAAACAGAUCUUCUUUUCCCCUUUGACACGCCGGUGGCCGACCGGGGCAACAACGACCAACGCUCAACUCGACCUCCCCAUGUUACACGAAUGGCACCCCCGGAGAACAAUGCCACAAGGUGCAACGAGGGGAUUCCUUCUUGCAACGAUACAUUGCUUCCCCCGUCAAAUAACAUGGAGCCACGACGGGGUCCGUAUCCCAUGACUUAUCACGCCACAGCCUUUUUGCACCUGGGCCCCAUGAAUGAGCCCGACUCUGACGUCUGA